Molecule: messenger RNA, 6211 nt
Organism: Neoarius graeffei (lesser salmon catfish)
Lineage: Eukaryota; Metazoa; Chordata; Actinopteri; Siluriformes; Ariidae
Product: zinc finger protein 235-like
Exons: 2
Coding region: 201-1127 (308 amino acids)
Biological process (GO): regulation of transcription by RNA polymerase II
Molecular function (GO): DNA-binding transcription factor activity, RNA polymerase II-specific; RNA polymerase II cis-regulatory region sequence-specific DNA binding
Source: RefSeq, a predicted model, not a curated record
CACUGAUCUGGGCUUGGAGCUUUCUGUGGAAGAGAGCGCUUCAUUCUCUCUCUGGGUAUUUGAAGUUGAUUUUCUGUGUAAUAUCAUUAAAAGUGAGUUAAUGUGAAACUUCCUACAGUUAUCAGGUAGUGGAGAUUCUGGACUCGUGAGUUUUUGUGUUUUUUCUUCUUCCAUUGUCCUGAUUCUUUUCACCUUUUAUAAUGAACUCAGAGUCCAGACGGCGCUCUUUAGGAAAAUCUCCACAGACUCCUGCUGCUGCUGCCUCAAAGAUGUACCACUGCUCAGAUUGUGGGAAAAGUUUUAUGAAGAGUCGCCAAUUAAAAUAUCACCAGUGCAUCCAUAUCAGAGAGAAGCUGUAUCACUGUGGACAGUGUGGGAGGAAUUUUACUCAGCAGAGUACUCUCCAACAGCAUGAGCGCAUCCACACCGGAGAGAAGCCAUAUUGCUGUGGACAGUGUGGGAAGAGUUUUACUCAGCGGAGUCAUCUCCAAAAGCAUGAGCGCAUCCACACAGGAGAGAAGCCGCAUCACUGUGGACAGUGUGGAAAGAGUUUUGCUUGUAAGAGUACUCUCCACCAGCAUGAGCGCAUCCACACAGGAGAGAAGCCAUAUCAUUGUGGACGGUGUGGGAGGAGUUUUACUUCUCAGAGUUACCUCCAAAAGCACCAGCGGAUCCACACAGGAGAGAAGUUGGAUCGCUGUGGACAGUGUGGGAAGGGUUUUACUUCUAAGAGUAAUCUCCAACUGCAUGAGCGUAUCCACACAGGAGAGAAGCCAUAUCACUGUGGACAGUGUGGGAAGACUUUUCGUCGUUGGAGUCAUCUCCGCUAUCAUGAGCAUACCCAUACAGGAGAGAAGCCGUAUUGUUGUGGACAGUGUGGUAAGGGUUUUACUUGUCGGAGUAAUCUCCAACGGCAUGAGCGCAUCCACACAGGAGAGAAGCCGUAUCACUGUGGACAGUGUGGGAAGAGUUUUACUCAGCGGAGUAAUCUCCAAAAGCAUGAGCGCAUCCACACAGGAGAGAAGCCACAUCACUGUGGACAGUGUGGGAAGAGUUUUGGUUGUAAGAGUACUCUCCACCAGCAUGAGCUUAUCCACACAGUAGAGAAGCCAUAUCACUGUGGAUAGUGUGGGAGGAGUUUUUGUUGUUGGAGUCAUCUCCGCUAUCAUGAGCGUAUCCAUACAGGAGAGAAGCCGUAUCGUUGUGGACAGUGUGGUAAGGGUUUUAGUUGUCAGAGUAAUCUCCAACAGCAUGAGCGUGUCCACACCGGAGAGAAGCCAUAUUGCUGUGGACAAUGUGGGAAGAGUUUUACUUGUCGGAGUCCUCUCCAACGGCAUGAGCGUAUCCACACAGGAUAGAAGCUGUAUCAUUUGUGGACAGUGGGGGAAGAGUUUUUGUCACCCAAGUGCCUUCCACAGCCAACUGCAGAUUCAUAAAGAACAGAAGCCCUACCAUUGUGGACAAUGUGGAGGGAGCUUUAUUCAUUCAGGAUUGUUUCGGAAACACAAGUGCCCUAACAAUAAAACCAACAGCUCUUGACAUGGAAAUUUGUCAAGUUAAGAUAUCUUUUUUAUAUUCCUUUUUUUAAAAUGGUAAUCUGAAAUUUUAGCUAAAACUCUGCCCACCCAUUAUUGUUUUCAAGAUUCAGUGAUUGUUUUCAUGAAAGACCUUUAAAAAUGUUUUCCCAUGAUGAAUAGAUCAAGAAAUUCGACAAAUACACGGCUGAGACAUGAGUAUUUGAAGUAGUCAGAUUUAACUUUUCUUAAAAAGUCAGAAAUGAAGAAAUCUGCUUGGGUAGUUCACAAACCCAAUUCCAAAAAUUUGGGACAGUGUGUGUAAAACGUAAAUAACAAAAUAUGAUUUUUUGCUAAUCAUGGAAACCCUAUAUUUAAUUGAAAAUAAUACAAAGACACGUUUUAGAAAAGUUGGGAUGAGGCAAGAAAAGACUGAAAAACAUUGUGUAAUGCUUAAAAAAAACCUAAUUCAGUUAACUGGCAAUGGGUCAGUGACAUGGCUGGGUAUAAAAAGAGCAUCACAUACCCCUUUUCCACCAAAUCAGUUCCAGGGCUGGUUCGGGGCCGGUGCUGGUUCACAACUCGUUCAACUUGCGAGCCAGCUGAGAACCAGUUUGCUUUUCCAUAGCUCGCGGUGGUAAGCGGAGCCACGUCAUUACGUCGCUGUAUACAUCAGUUACGGCGCUACGUUUACAUAAACCUUGGCGCGAAUAUCAAAGCAAAAACAACAUGGAAGAAGCAGCAACAAUAAUAAUAAUGGAUGACUUCGCGUUUGUACAGCUGCUGCUUCUCGUCGCUUAAAAAUGGCGAUCUUUCGCGGUCUUAUUGUUGUUGGUCUUAACAACUCCGCCCCCCCGCUGAUGUACAGUUAUGUUCAAUAUAAUAGCAGUCCCUCAACAGUAGCAAGAUAAAUCACUGUUUUUGUUAAAAUUUCAACCUUUACACCGCAAGCAAGUUUCUGGAGGGUAUAGUAAAGGUAUAGAAAACCAACAGACCCAACAGGCCUGCCGUGCAUGCUCCUGAUUCUGUGAAAUUGAAUGAUUAGCUGAAAGGGGUGUGUUCAAAAAAAUAGCAGUGGUGAGUUCAAUUAGGGAGGGCAUUGAUUUUGUGAAAAAAAAGGUGUUAACAGGUGGUCCUUAUUUAAGGAUCAAGGCAACUGACAUUGCAUAUGCUGGCUGUCCUGCAUUGGUCCUGAAAAACCAAGUAAAAUGGGUCGUUCAAGACACUGUUCUGAUGAAGAGCAGCUUUUAAUCAAGAAAUGGAUAAAAGAGGGGAAAACCUACAAAGAAGUGCAGAAACUUAUAGGCUGUUCAGCUAAAAUGAUAUCAAACGCUUUAAAAUGGCAGCCAAAACCAGAAAGACGAGGAAGAAAAAGAAAAACAACUUCUCGAAUGGAUCGGAGAAUAACCAAACUGGCAAAGGCUCAGCCAAUGAUCAGCUCCAGGAGGAUCAAAGAAGAUCUAAACUUGCCUGUGAGUACUGGUACAAUCAGACGACGUCUAUGUGAAGCCAAUCUACCAGCAAGAAGCCCCCGUAAAGUCCCAUUGUUAAAGAAAAGACGUGCUGAAGCGGCUACAAUUUGCCAAAGAACACAUUGACUGGCCUGAAAAGAAAUGGCAUAAUAUUUUGUGGACAGAUGAAAGUAAGAUUGUUCUUUUUGGGUCUAAGGGUCACAGACAGUUUGUCAGACAUCCUGCAAACACAGAAUUCAAGCCACAGUACACAGUGAAGACUGUUAAGCAUGGUGGUGCAAGCAUCACGAUAUGGGGAUGUUUUUCAUACUACGGUGUUGGUCCUAUUUACCGCAUACCAGGGAUCAUGGAUCAGUUUGAGUACAUCAGGAUACUGGAAGAAGUCAUGUUGCCAUAUGCUGAAGAGGAAAUGCCUUUGAAGUGGGUGUUUCAACAAGACAAUAACCCCAAACACACCAGCAAGCGAGCAAAAUCAUGGUUUCAGACAAACAGCAUCCAACUAAUGGAGUGGCCAGCACAAUCCCCGGACCUCAAUCCCAUAGAAAACUUGUGGGCUGACAUAAAAAAUGCUGUUCAUGAGGCAAAAGCAAGAAAUGCAGAGGAAUUGUGGAACGUAGUACAAUUGACCUGAGCCGCAAUACCUGUUGACCGUUGCCAGAAGUCGGUCGACUCCAUGCACCACAGAUACGAAGCAGUUAUCAGAAACCAUGGUUAUGCAACAAAAUAUUAGUUUAGGAUACUCAGCAAAGUUGAAUUUUCAAGAAUUUCUUAGUUUGUAUGGUACAUUUUUGAGUUUCCAAAGAAAGAUGUCAACACUGCUAUUUUUUUGAACAUUACAUUUCUUGACUUUCUGUGAAAUAUUAUGAAAUGUAAUUACUUUUUCCAAUUUUCUUGCUUUGAAAUAGAAUGGGCAGUAUGCCCAAUGCAUUUGUGUUCAUUAAAGUGCAAUUUAUUUGAAGAAUUUUGACAUUUACUCGCCUUUUUAAAGACACUGCUAUUAUUUUGAGCACAACUGUAAGCGAUUCUUUCCUCUGGCCCAGCAGAGAGUUGGUGCUAGCCUGGAACCGGUUUUUCUGGCCCCAGAGCCAGUUCUUUGUCAGUGGAAACAGAAAAUCCGGUUCCAAACUAAGCACUGGCCCCGAACCAGCCCUGGAACUGCUUUGGUGGAAAAGGGGCAACAGAGAGGCGGAGUCUCUCAGAAGUAAAGAUAAGGAGGGGUUCACCAUUCUAUGAAAGACUGUGCGCAAGCAGUGCAAGAAUUUAAGAACAACGUUCCUCAACAUAAAAUUACAAAGGGUUUGGGCAUCAUAUCAUCUAUGGUCCAUAAUAUCAUUAAAAGAGUCAGAGAAUCUGCAGAAAUCUCUAUAUGCAAGACAAGGCUGAAAACUGACAUUGGAUGCCUGUGAUCUUCAGGCCCUCAGGCGACACUGCAUUAAAAGCAGACACGUGUCUACAGUGGAAAUCACUGUAUGGGCUCAGGAACACUUCAGAAAACCAUAAUCUGUGACAACAGUUCAUUACUGCAUCCACAAAUGCAAAUCAAAACCAGUUAUAAACAAUAUCCAGAAACACCGCCACCUUUUCUGGGCCCGAGCUCUUUUACGAUGGACUGAGGCGAAGUGGAAAAUUGGCCCGAGGUCUGAUGAAUCAAAAGUAGAAAUUCUUUUUAAAAAUCAUGGACACCACGUCCUUCAGGCUAAAGAGGAGAGGGACCAUCCGGCUUAUCAGUGCACAGUUCAAAAGCCAGCAUCUGUGAUGGUAUGCGGGUGCGUUAGUGCACAUGACAUGGGUAGCUUAUACAUCUGGGAAGGCAUCAUUUAAUACUGAAUGAUAUCCACACAUUUCAGAGCAAUAUGCUGCCAUCCAGGCAAAACCUUUUUCAGGGAAGGCUUUCCUUCUUUCCGCAAGAUGAUGCCAAACUGCUUUCUGCACAUAUUUAAACCGCAUGGUUCCAUAGUAAGAGAGUCUGGGUGCUAAACUGGCUUGCCUGCAGUCCAGACCUGUCUCCCAUUUAAAACUUUUGGCACAUUAUGAUGUUCAAAAUACAACAAAGGAGACCCCAAAGUGUUGAGCAACUGAAAUUGUAUAUCGGGCAAGAAUGGGACAACAUUUCUCUCUCAAAAACUAUAGCAAUUGGUCUCCUCAGUUCCCAAAUGUUUGCAGAGUAUUGUUAAAAGUAGAGGUGAUGCAACAUCGUGGUAAACAUGUCCCUGUCCCAACUUUUUUGAAACGUGUUGCUGACAUCAAAUUCAAAAUGAGCAUAUAUUUUUCAAAAUAUAAUAAAAUUGCUCAGUUUCAAGAUUUGCUAUUGUCUUUGGACUAUUUUCAGUGAAAUGUAGGGUUUCCAAGAUUUGCAAAUCGUUAUAUUCUGCAUUUUAUUUGCGUUUUGCACGGUGUCUGAAAUUUAUGGAAUUGGGGUUGUACGAUAUAAAGUCCUUAGCAAUGCCCAAUUUAAAAAAGAUAUUAAAAUGGACACAUUCAUGAUUGCUUCACAGAUGUCCACAAUUUUUUCACUGUACGGUACCUUUUCCGAGCAGGUUCGCAUAUGUGCAAAACGUAGAGGGGUGGGGUUUUUGUUUGUUUUAAAGUAUGACUUUUCCCCACUUUUAUCUUCCAUAUAUUUCAAUCUCUCUGCUAUGGCCAUGCCCAUGUCUUCACCUGCAUCUGUGACCUCAACUCUGUCCUUCCUCUCCUUUAUCUCCCUGCAUCUUUUUUUCUUCAUCUUCUACCCCAGCUGGAGGCAUCACAUUUGGUUUAGGGCAUAUUUUGUCCUUGUAGGGCUCAGGAGCAAAGGCUCGGAUGUGUUUGUCGAGGUACUGUUGCCUAGCUAACAGAAGUCCAGGUAACGGAAAUGUGACUGGAUGACCACCUAAAUCAUUUCUUUGGGUAUUGUAAGACAUGGUGUUUUUGUCCAGCGAGCCCUCUGCCUUUCAAAGAGAGAGAGAACUCGUCGCAGAGGCAGAAAGAGCAAGCGGAAGCCUGAGAGACAGAAGAGGAAGUACUGCCAUAAGAUUACUCUUUUGAAGGCAGAGGUAGCCCAGCUGAAAGGAAGCCUCCAAAAGGAGUGGCUAUGGCAGCAGUUCAAUCGUAUAUUGGAGUCACUGCAAGAAAUCUGAUUGCAUGGGACUGAGAGCAGAUCUACACAAAGAAUCUAUGAGGAAGUGUACAUUUGUAUUUUGUGGUGAUUUUAUGCAGAUGUAAUCACACACACCUUGAUGUAAUCAU